AUGGCCUCUGCUUACCGUCCGCCUCUCGAUGUAUCCUGCGCGUCGGCCAUGGCGAGAUCCCCCGCCGCCGGCCGGUCCGCCCGCCGACACCGAGCUCUUCUCCCCCGCUGCUCUGGCACGGAGCCGGGCUCCGCCGCUCGCCGCCCCCGCCAGCCAUUCGCCUCUCGGGAUGCGAUUAAGCGGCAUCGGAGGACCGGAGGUGUCCUCAGCGGGCGUCGCGGCACUAGUAAGCUCAUCGUCAUCACUCUAGACCGACUGAUUUCCCCCUUUUUCAUCUCCCCUCUCGGAUUGCAAGCCUUUCCGAGUUGUCGAUCUCGUGUUCUUGCCAUUAGCCCUAGCACCGUUUCCGCUCUGUGGGCGUUUUCCGUGAUUUCAAAAUCCCGUUCCGUGUUGGGCACCGUGUCGUAGUUUUCCCAAUUCCCUCCGAUUACCAGUUCUGGCCACGCUGUGGGUCUCCAGGGCCCAUCGCACUUGAGAACCACCUCGCCGACGAGGCCCACCUGAUCGCCCUGCCUCUUUCAGCUGAGUCCGUCACGGCGAGCACCUGGGCGGUCUCCGUCCAGUGCAGCGACUCGCUCGUCCUGGUGGAGUUCUGGGCCGCCUGGUGCGGCCCCUGCGGCAUGGUCGCCCGCAUCGUCGACGAGAUCGCCCAAGAAUUCGACGGCCAGAUCAGGUGCUUCAGGCUCGACGCCGAUCGGGACCCCCAGGUCGCCGUUGACCAAGGGGUUGACCGCAUCCCCACGGUUCAGCUGUUCUUCAAGGGGAGGAAGCUGAGGAGCAUCGUCGGCACGAUGCCGAAGUCCGUCUAUGUGGCGGCGAUCGAGUCCGCCCUGGCUUCAUAA
Molecule: messenger RNA, 842 nt
Organism: Spirodela intermedia
Lineage: Eukaryota; Viridiplantae; Streptophyta; Magnoliopsida; Alismatales; Araceae
Source: the annotation of a GenBank genome assembly